Molecule: messenger RNA, 1697 nt
Organism: Mus pahari (shrew mouse)
Lineage: Eukaryota; Metazoa; Chordata; Mammalia; Rodentia; Muridae
Product: killer cell lectin-like receptor subfamily B member 1F
Exons: 6
Coding region: 42-695 (217 amino acids)
Source: RefSeq, a predicted model, not a curated record
UAGAAUUUGUCACUGUUCACAGUUCCCAUCUCCUGACUACAAUGGACACAUCAAAAGUCUAUGGCAAUGCUAAGACAUUUAGGUGUCCAGGGUAUAAGCAAGCAUUUUCCCCAUCUCUCUCCUCAGAUGUAUGUCGGUGCCCACACUGGCAUCAUUUGGCUCUGAAAUUUGGCGGUGCUGGACUGAUCCUUCUUCUCUUGAGCCUGAUUGGACUCAGUGUCUUAGUGAGAUUCUUAGUGCAAAAACCACCAAUAGAAAAAUGCAGUGUGGCUGCUCAAGAGAACAGUACUGAACCAACAGGAAAAUCAGCCAUAAUAGAGUGCCCGAGAUAUUGGCAUCCACACUGGAACAAAUGCAUAUUUAUUACUCAAAUUUCCAGAUCUUGGGCAGAAGGUCGAGAUGACUGCUCUAUGAAAGAUGCCAUUUUGUUGCUCAUUGAAAAUAAAGAAGAACUGAGAUUUGUGCAGAACUUGAUAAAGGGAAAAGAACAGUUAUUUUUUGUUGGACUAAAAUAUGUACAGAAGGAGAAGAUCUGGAAGUGGAUAAAUGGCUCUAUUUUAAAUCCUAACCUAUUACAAAUCACUGGCAAGGACCAAGAAAACAGCUGUGCCAUCAUCUCACACACAGAAGUGUUUUCAGAUUCUUGUUCUUCAGACAACCAUUGGAUCUGCCAAAAGACCCUGAAACACAUCUGAAAGCCUGUGUCCUCAUUCCUGAUUGUGAGUCUCAUCUUGAUUACUUCACUGUCUGUAUCAGAUCUCUGCACUGAACAUUCUGUUGGCCCACCCAGUGGAUAGUUAGUGGCACAAAGCAUGGACUCCAAAACCACUGUGACUUUUACAGAUGCUCAUGUCCAGUUUAUUGUGUAAACAUAAAUGUACACAGACACAGAUGUACCAUUCUAGGAGAGGAGUUCUGUAGAAGGAAGCCCAGACUAGCAAGAGGCAGUGGAGGCCUUGUUGCUCUUGCUGAUCUCUGGGUCUAAGGUCAUCUGCAGAGAGCUGUAGAAAACUGUUUGUAAAGUCUGGAUUUUGACCCUAUCCCCAAUUCAAGCUACUUCACAUUUGGGCUGUUGAACCUUGAUUAAAGUCUUGCUCUUGACUGACAGCAAAGGCUCAGAGUUGAGGUGCUUGAGAUGAGAAGAGUUUGAAUUGAUUGACACUCGCCAACUAGUUGAAUAAUAAUGGACUAAUGCUGUGACAGUGAGUGUGACUUUAUGUAAACAGAACUCUGCUCAUAUGAUACCUCCCACCCUGUGGUGAUGUACCAGCAGACUCUGGGCAGAUUCUGGGCCAUGGAUGCUGGGCUUCUCAGUCUCCCGAGCUGCGUGAAAGUGGGAUGUCCUCUUCUUCAGUGCCCUGUUAGUACAGCUAUAACAAUAACACCACCACCACCACCACCACUACCAAUAACAAAAACAAAAAGACCAGUACAGGGACCUGUCUCUUCCCACUGUCCACAGGCAUCCUAUUUUAAUUUUCACAGCACGUCUUUCUUCCACAUUUCUCUAUAAUUUAUAGCUUAUGUACAAAUUAUAGGAAGUAUAUAGCUAAAUAUUGGAUAAUUAUAGUAGGGAAUACAUGAUAGCUUUUUAAUUUUUAAGUUAGAGAAAUUUUCAAAAGUAAGUAUUCUGAUAAAUCUUUUGGAUGUCUUCUUUUCUAAAAAAUAAAACAAAACAAACAAAUAAACCACAAACC